GUCUUGACCCGGCCGACGUACCAUUGCAAUAUUUGCACGACUGUUGUUUACCGUCGUCGUGGAUGCAUGUCAAACAGAGCAAGGUCAAUGUGAUGAUCCAACUGCAUAUGUGACGGGGCAAGACGUCAGUGUUGACAGAGCUCGAGAAAAACUGCAUCAACAACUCAAAUGAAGGACAUUUACAUGAACACGGGCAUUUAGCAUGAACUAGAAUAGAACAACUGUCAUAACUGCAGCUCUGAACGGUCAACUGCGCAGUCAUGUUUCGAAUUCUGGAGGAGGCCAACAGGGAAGCCCUGGCCACGUUCCUGUGUCCACCCGGCUACAGCGCCGCACUGGCGCAGGCCGCCGCCGCCCCACCCGGGUACGAGCCGGAAACCUGCCCUGGCUCGCCGGUCGAGGUGGAGUUCUUCUGGGAUGCCUCGUCUCGGGCGGCCUCCCCGGCACCGGAGCGUCCGCUGCCGCUGGCGCCCCGCUCGCCGGUCCCAGGUCACCGUCUGCGGCGCCCCAGCGGGAUGACCCCGCCGCCGCUGCGCCGUCGCCGACCCUCCGAGUGGAGCCGCUGUGAGACGCCUCCGGCGGUCGGCGGCCUGCUCAGUGUGGCGCCGACGGCAGCGGGCGCGGCCGGCCGGCGCCGCUCCAGCGCCCAGCUCGAGCUGCUCAUGGUGUUUGGCGGCGCCGACACCGCGGCCGCCGGCCAGCCGCCGGCCGAGCAGCCGCCCGCCGAGGCCAGCUGCUACCCCAACUGCGACCUCUCCAUCUGGAUGCGCUCCUGUGACACGGAGCAGAUUGAGCCGCUCCGUGGAGAGAUCUCAGGUGUUAUUCCGUCGUGGUUGCGGGGUUCACUGCUCAGGAACGGACCAGGCCGGCUCAACGUUGGCGACGAACAGUUCAAACAUCUGUUCGACGCCUCAGCACUGCUGCAUCGGUUUCACAUAGCCGACGGUGAUGUUACCUACCAGAACCGCUUCCUGCGCUCCCGCACAUACGAGAGGAACACGGCCGCCCGUCGGAUCGUGGUAUCCGAGUUUGGAACGCUCGCCUCCGUGCCGGACCCGUGUCAGACCAUCUUCCAGAGAGUGAGCAGCAUGUUCAGCACUGAGGAGAUGAUGACGGAUAACGCCAUGAUCAGCAUCUACCCGUACGGCGACGAGCUGUACGCGCUCACUGAGACGCCCUAUCUGUUCAGAGUCGACCCCGAGACGCUAGAGACCAAACAGAGGGUGAACCUGAUGAAGCACGUGCAGGUGGUGAACCACUCGGCGCACCCGCACGUUCAGCCGGACGGCACCGUCUUCAACCUGGGCCAGAGUGUGGGCCUCACCGGGCCCGCCUACAACGUCUUACGGUUUCCGCCGUCCGACGGCUCAGGAGUGGACAACGUGUUCGAGCGAGCCCAGGUAGUGGCCUCUGUGGGCUGCCGGUGGCCGCUGCACCCGUCCUACAUGCACAGUUUCUGCAUCACGCCCGGGUAUUUCGUGCUGAUCGAGCAGCCGCUGGCGGUCAGCACCGUACAGGUGUGCAGGACUCUGCUGCAGCGGCAGCCGCUCGUCGCCGCCCUGCGCUGGUUCGACGAGCCCACACGGUUUAUCGUGAUCGACCGUAAGACGAACCGCGCCACUUCUCUGUCCUACCAGACCGAUCCCCUGUUCUUUCUACACACGAUAAACGCCUACGAGGAGGACGGACACCUCGUGGUGGACCUGUGCGCCUACCAGGACGCGCAGAUGCUCGACUGUAUGUAUGUCGAGGCUCUGAAGUCUGCACAGACCAACCCGCACUACGCGGAUAUGUUCCGCGGCCGGCCGACGCGGUUCGUCCUGCCCCUGUCACCACCAGUCGGCCUUGACCCGGCCGCUAACCUGGUGACCUUGACCGGCACGACGGCCACGGCCCGUCGCCGGUCGGACGGUUCCCUCCAGCUGACCCCGGAGCUGCUCUGUGACCUCGGCACAGAGACACCGCGCAUCAACUACGCCCGGCAUAACGGCACAAAGUACCGCUACUUCUACGCCAUAUCGUCGGAUGUAGACGGAGAUAAUCCUGGAAAGCUGAUAAAGGUCGACACGGUGACCCACCAGACGCGGACCUGGUGUGAACAGAACGCCUACCCCUCCGAGCCUGUGUUCGUGCCCCGGCCAGACGCAAUGAGUGAGGACGACGGUGUGCUGCUCUCCGCACUCCUCUGGGCCCAGGGACAGGAGCGGCAGGUGGCGCUACUGGUGGUCGACGCCGUCUCCAUGCGGGAGCUCGGCAGGGCCACCUUCCACACUGACGGACCCGUGCCCAAGUGUCUCCACGGCUGGUUCAAAGGCGACUCGGUCUGAUCUCUAAAUGGCCAGUUCAAAGACGACGGAAUCUGGUCUCCCAUACACGAAGGAGGGCCCAAGGGGGAUUUAUUUUGGCCUUUACACGGCUAGUUCAAGAGACUCGGUCUGAUCACUGAAAGGCUGGGUCGAAGGGACUCAGUCUGAUCUUUAUACAGCCGGUUCAAGAGUUGUAUGUAUGUAUGUAUGUAUGUAUUGACUUCAUGACAAACCAUUCCAUAUACAAAUAAUGGCUAUUCUUGGCGUCGAGUCCAAAAAGUAAAACACGGACGGAUGGGAAAGUUCUAAAAUGCACAUACGAACAUCCAUACCACAAGCCACGCAUCCCUGCACAGUACACAUCACACAUUGCAAGUUCAACUAUUCACCAUUCUGCACUCUCAGCAGAUGGCUGCGGCAGUGGGCACUAAACUGACGAGGGCCCAGGUCGCGGAGAUCCUGGGGCAAGGCAUUGUACUCCGAUACAGCCGAGUACAGGAACCGGCGGCGCCCGGACUCGGUACGUAUUGCCGGUGUUUCAAGUGAGUCCGUCUGCCUUGUAUCACGGCCGUGAAUGCUUCCACGAGUCACAAUUCUAUUUCCCAGCGACUCCGGCUGCCCUGUGUGCAUCAUACGCUUCAACAUGCUCAGUGAGUGAUAGCGCCACAGGUUCUCCGCCGACAGCCACUGCAGCUCCCUAAUGACAUCACUUAUAUGAUCGUAUUUCCGCCGACCCGAUAUCACCCGAGCUCCAAAAUUGAUCAAUUUCUGCAGCCGGGCCCGUUGCAUUGCGCCACACACGCCGUAUACACUGAUGCAAUAGCGUACGGAAGACAUAACCAGCGCCUGCACCAGCGUAGUCAAUGUCUCUCUCGAAAGGGCGUGCCGGCAGUGACUCAGCCCACUCAGAACACCUGUGCACCGGCGCGCCACAUCAGUCACACAUGAUCGAUGAACGUGAGGCUCUGGUCAAACGUGAUACCGAGGUUUUUGACAGUACGAGACCCGUUAAUGUUGGAACCCAUGAAGCGAACCGUGAUCGGUGGAAGGCUACGAAGACCUUGCUUAGUUCCAAUUACAAUUAAUUGCGUCUUUUCUGCGUUGAUUUUCAGUCCGUUUUUGCCAAGCCAAGUUGAGAGGGUGACCAGUUCCUAAAGGCUUGGUUCAAUGGCGACUCAAUUUAGUCUUUAUACAGCGGGAUAAUGGAGACUGAAUGUGGUCCCAUACACGGAUAAUUUCGAGGUGACUGACUUCAGUCGGAUUUCCACACAGUGGCCCCGAGGCGCUUCCUACAAGACUGGUUGGAAUGGGCUGUGUGGCAAUCUGGUCCCUACAGUGUUACAUCAGAAGGUUAUGAACCUAAUUCGUAUGCUUGAUGUUGAACGUGCUUCACUGUUGUAGACUAGUCAUUUGUGUAGUUGAUAGGCUCAUUUAAGAUCAUAUUUGAACCAUGUUGGCUUGAGCAAUGUUGUUUGCUUGAUCAAUGUAUCAAAUAAAGGCAGAACGACACCAGAAAAGGCGGCACGUUAAAUAUAAAAGACAUUUUA
Messenger RNA from Amphibalanus amphitrite, 3853 nucleotides. RefSeq names its product carotenoid isomerooxygenase-like. The transcript is spliced from 10 exons. NCBI's taxonomy places the organism in Eukaryota, Metazoa, Arthropoda, Thecostraca, Balanomorpha, Balanidae. The coding region runs from base 261 to 2327 and encodes 688 amino acids. Gene Ontology annotation, biological process: carotene catabolic process; retinal metabolic process. Gene Ontology annotation, molecular function: beta-carotene 15,15'-dioxygenase activity; carotenoid dioxygenase activity. The record is from RefSeq and is a predicted model, not a curated record.